Messenger RNA from Emiliania huxleyi CCMP1516, 600 nucleotides. RefSeq lists its product as hypothetical. Bases 1 to 600 code for a protein of 199 amino acids. The record is from RefSeq and is a predicted model, not a curated record. The transcript has a single exon. Lineage: Eukaryota; Haptophyta; Isochrysidales; Noelaerhabdaceae.
AUGGGCCCCACCAGGGCAAGGCAGCGGUUGGGAGGCGGAGGGGGCGGGUUGGGAGGCGGCGGCGGCGAGGGCGGCGGCGGCGGGCGGGGCGCCGGCGGGGCGCUCGGCGGUGCGGACGGGACCGGCGGCGGCGGCGGAAGAGGCGACGGCGGCUGCGAUGGCGGGUCGGGCCUCGGCGGGCCAAAGGGAGGGCGAGGCGGAAACGGCGGCAGUGCGGGAGGCGGCAGAUCUGGCGGCGGCGGCGGCGGCGGUUCGGGCGGCGGCGGGUCUGGAGGCGGCGUAGGCGGCGGCGACCAGGGAGGCGGCGGCCUUGGGGGCGGCGGCGGGGUGGGCGGAGGCGGCGGCGGCGGGCGCGGCGAGGGCGGCGGCGAGGGCGAGGGCGGCGGCGGCGGGAGUGGCGGCGGCGGCGCCAGCGGGUGGGGCGGAGGUGGCGGCUGCGGCGGCGGCGGCGGCGCUGGGGGAGGCGGCGGUGGUGGCAGCCUCGGCGGCGGAGACGGCGGCCGCGGCGGAGGGUUUGGCGACAGGAAGGGCGGGAACGCCAUGAUGGCGGCGUGCCCGUCCCAUGUCUUUGCAAAGCAGGAGUGGCCGAGGAUCGGGUAG